CGUGAUUCGUGAUUCGUGAUUCUUCUGCUUCACAUUCAAAUUCACAUUCGCAAUUCGUGAUUCGCUGAUGGCAAACGCGGGGGGAUUCUAUUCAAAUUGUACGACGCACCAUCACACCAAACGUCCGACGCUUUCGACUCGUGACUCACUCACACUCACGACUGCUGCUUUCGAGCAAACCAUCGUAGGGACCAAGUCACAAGUCUCCCUGCUUCGAUAUGAGUUCGGCAGGCGGGAAACGGGCGAUGCCGAACAGCGGUCCAUCGAGCUAUCCCGCCUCCUCCUCCUCCUCCUCCUCGUCCAAACGAGUGCGCAUAACCUCUCCCUCUUUGCAGGUGACCGCUUCAUCGUCCAACGAAGCCGGCUUCGAAGAUCAGGGAUUGGGUGUGGACGUAGAGCUGGAAGAGCAGGAUUCGAAGCGCAAUGCUCAAGGAAGAAAGGGAAGGUUGAUCACCGAUGGCUAUGGAAGCGAAGAGGAUGUGGAUUCGGACUUGGAAGAGGGAGAGGGUGUGGAUGACGAGGAUGAGGAUGAGGAUGAUGGCAAGGCUGGCGAGAGCGAGGGAUUAGGCGCGAGAAAGAGCGCUCUCAAGAGGCAGGGAAAGGAGAAGGGCAGCGAUGAGGAUGAGGACGAGAAUGACGAUGAUGAUGAUGAUAUGUUCGACAUCGGUAGCGAAGAUGAUGGCAAGAAGAAGGGCAAAGGCAAGGCAAAGGGACAGGGGCAGGGACAGGGCAAGGGCAAGAGCAAGGGCAAGCAGAACCUGUCGAUGGGGGAUAUAGAGGGACAAGAAUUCGGAACGGGCGAUGCAGCGCUGUACGACGAUGAUUCAGACAUGGAUCCCGAUCUGGAGCUAGAAGAGUCUGAGUCCGAGUCCGAGUCCGGGUCCGAGGAUGUGGACGGUCCGUCAGCAAGCGCAUCCGAGCGUACACCUCCAACAAGUCCCCGCGGCACUCCUCUCUCCACCUCUCGCUCUCGUUCCAAAAAAAUCGAAAAGAAAAAGAAAGGCAUGGGCUUCAAAUUGGAUGCUUUCAAUAUGAAGAACGAAAUGUCUCGAGGAAAGUUUGACGAGGAGGGAAAUUAUAUCGCGAAAGCUACGGAUCCGCAUGCUGAGCACGACGAGUGGCUCAAGGGCAACUACAGCAGGGGCGCUAUAGCCAGAGCCAAAGAAGCUCAGGCGAAGCGAAUGAAGGAGCAAGAGGCGUCCGUCGGACUGGGGGAUGGGGAGGAGCAGAUUGGCAAAGACUUGGUGGAUUGUAGGAUGAAGCUGGCGGCAUUUCUGCAAAAGGGCGAGUCGGUGCUCGAAGCGCUGGGCAGAUUGGGCAAGCUAGCCAAAUCAGCCAAAAGGUCCAACACAAAUACCAGAAGAGCAAGCAAAGCCUUCGACUCCACCCCCUCCAACUCCGCCACGCACAACGGCAACGCCUCAGACUCGAUCAGCAGCACAGCGCAGGAUAAUGCUCGCAAAGAAGUAGAGAUGAUCUCUUCGCUCUCCAAUGCGCUCAUGGCGCGCUACGGCGUGAUCAACAUCUACGAAGAGACGUACGAAGAGAUGCUGCGGCAUGUCAAAAGGUCGCAAAGGGUCUCGCAAGAUUGGGAUCCCGCGCGCGAUCGAGCUCGAGAAGCACAAGUCUCGAGUAUGGACGUCGCAGACGCUUUCGACAGCUCUCGAUCGGAUUCAGAUAAAUUCAUCUACAAAUGGAGCGCCUCGUAUCUAUCCGAGGUCGAAGGAUCGCACUCGCAAUCCGACAUCGACUCGCACGUCUCCUCGAAAGAGCAAGAGACGUUCGGCCCUUUUGCGCUCAAAGAAUUGCGCUCGUGGGAACAAGGCGGAUAUUUCGGUGCAGGUGGAGAACGAAUCGUCUUGCGUCGUGCCGGAAGCGAUACCGCAACGAAUGAGGAGCAAGCAUGGAAAAGCUGGUCAGAGGUUGUGGGAUAGAUGAACUUUAUAGUGGUUGUACCACGUUCCGUCUCGGCUGCCUUGGCUACGUCCAACGAGAAGUGCCUACUGGCCACACGCGGAAAAGAACACGAAUCGCAAUCGAAGAGGGCAAAAUCAACUCUGUUCAGUCGCCGUCCUGAGCUGUUUCUCGACCAGGUCUCCCAAUGACGCUUAGUCGCUGUCGCCAUGAAUCGAGGACCUCACCGAGUUUCUGAUUCUCAGCGUCAAUGCACGUCUGGCUUAUUUCCCCGCAAGAGAGCCGGACUGCACCACGUACCCACACCAUUCGACAACGAAGGGUCGGCAAGCGGAAAUCGUGCGCAAGGGGUUUGCGUUCCCUUGCUGAAAUGGCGAAGCAAUGGUCCGACGAUGGCGAAAGGAGAGAAGAGAAGUUGUUUGACAUUUUGAGGUG
Messenger RNA from Ceraceosorus guamensis, 2349 nucleotides. RefSeq lists its product as hypothetical. Gene Ontology annotation, molecular function: protein binding. NCBI's taxonomy places the organism in Eukaryota, Fungi, Basidiomycota, Exobasidiomycetes, Ceraceosorales, Ceraceosoraceae. The transcript has a single exon. The coding region runs from base 219 to 1934 and encodes 571 amino acids. The record is from RefSeq and is a predicted model, not a curated record. Gene Ontology annotation, cellular component: U5 snRNP.